Molecule: messenger RNA, 1194 nt
Organism: Paramecium primaurelia
Lineage: Eukaryota; Ciliophora; Oligohymenophorea; Peniculida; Parameciidae
Source: the annotation of a GenBank genome assembly
AUGCUAUAGAAAAUAAACAAAUUGAUUAGAAGCUAUGACAAUUUUGGAGUUCCACCUAAUCUUAAUAUUAAUAAGUAAUAAGAGUAUAAAAGUGUAUGUGGAGGUGUACUCUCUCUUAUGAUGACAAUUGUUUUGAUUUAUAUUCUUAUAUCUGGCUUAAUUGGAAUAUUUUAAAGAGAUAACUACACUGUAAAUAUAUGGAACUAUUAAAGAUUGAAGUUUAAUAACUAUAAGAUAUGGAUCCAGAUCUAAAAGAAAUGAAUAAUAAAAAUUUUAUGUUUGCGAUAAAAGUUGACAAUCCGUUUAUAGACAGAUUUCCAAAAAUAUAAAAAAACCCUUUUACUAUUUCUAUGAGUUAAGUUUAUAUUGAAACUUUAAAAAAUGGGACUAGAACUAAAAAUAUCACUAAAACAUAUAAUUUAGAAACUUGUACAACCCAACAUUUUCCUUAAAUAAAUUUUGAAGAAUUUCAUUAAAUUGAAAAUUAAUUAACUCAAUAUCUUUGUUUACCUAAAGAUUAUCAAUUAUGGUUAUAAGGUACAUACAGUUCCUAUAUAAUGUAAUUUCCAAAAUUAUCUAUUUCAUUAUGUAAAUCAGAAGACUGUUAUUCAUAAUCUGAAAUUUUAGAAUUAGCUAAAAAUAGUUCAAUUAUGGUAUCUCUUUCAACAAUUAUAUAAUCAGCAAUAUUUAUGGCAAAUUAAACUGAAUACCCAUUAUAUUAAUACUUAAAUUCUGAUUUUUUUUUAGCCACUAACUUUGAUGCUGAAUCAACAGCUGAUAUAUUUUUUGAAUCUAACAAAAUAGUCAAUUAAAAUAGUAUAUUUAGUUUUUACAAUGAUGAUUAAAUAAUUGAUUAUUGGGUAUUCCCAAUUUAUAGUUAUAGAGAAAUUAAAGUAAAUAUAUCCUAUUAUAUUCUAGAAAUUCAAUGAUAUUCCAGGAUCUUUAUUCUCUGUCAUUUUUAGAUUAAGUUAAGAAUUCAAAUAAACAACAAAAAAAGUUAAUACCAUAGAUUAAUUUCUUUCAUAUUUUGGUGGUAUGUUAAAAAUCAUAUCUUCAAUAUUUGGAAUUAUUGCUUUAUAAUAUAAUUCUAUGGGAUUGAAAUUAUCUUUAGCAAAUUCAUUAUAUUAAUUUAAUAUUCCAGAAAAAAAGAAUGGUAAAAUUGAAUUUUCUUAUGAUAAACUCAUAAAUUAUUGA